UCGAGCGCUGAGCAGCUCCGGUGCCUGUACCACGCGACGUUCCGCUAUCAGUGCCGCCUUUUUUUUCACCUCGAAUUUUCCUCGUGCAAACCUGCCGCACGUGUCGCCGGAUCCGUGACGAAAAUCGUAACGUACCGACGUAAUACUGUUACGGAACCCGUGGAUUCUCCGUCCGUGACGUCUAACCGUGUUUCUCUCAUAUUCAGCGGUUUUCCAUCUCUGAUAAACGUAUUUGAGACUGACGUUCAUCCGUAUCGUUUUGGACUGGACUGUAACGUAAAAUUCGGUAACGUGGUUUCGUGGUACGUGACGCGUUCGUGUAUCGGAAAGCGUGUUUUUUUUAUUUGUUCCGCGCGAUGAGCAGCUCGGGGAAUAAUUAAACCCCGGCGUAAUUACCCUGCGUCGUUAAAAAUUCGAUCGGAGCUUAUCUUUAUAGUUUAGUUUCGUUCCGUUCGCGGUCGUAACUUUAGUAACUUUAAUAUCGAUUCUGUGCGCGUCGGGUUUUAGUGUGAUCUGUUGCUGCGGCGGACUGGUUCUGUUGCGGGCUUGAACUUUCGGUUUCCCAGUGCGCGAAUUUCGGUGGGUUUUUGGCUGGUCUGUCUCGACAAUAAAUUUUUUAACCUGCGGACUGUUAGUUUUUUUCAAACGUCUGAUUUAAUUGUGUUAAGGCUGAUUGUUCAGUGGGUGUACUGCCGGUGAGGAUUUGAAUUUGAAGAAUAUAGCUACGGAAUGACCUGAGGAUUAACUUACGGAAUCAUUCUUUAGUGCGCGGAUUUUCGUACUUUUUUGUUAGUUUUAUAAACGUUCGUUUAGCUAUCAACACGUGGACCGUCUGUUCUGUCGUUACACGAUUUCAAGUGAACUGAGUGUUUCAUAUUUUCAGCUGACUGAUCUUUCGUUCGUUCAUGUUUUUUUAAAUAUCUGUUUUUCAACUUUUCAACGGUCAAUUUAUGUCUCUAAUCGACUGAUUUUGCGAAUUUUCCGAUAGACUCCUAGUUCUUUCGUUUAUAUACGUCCAUCUCGAUUAAUUAUCUUGUUUUCCACGAUUUUUAAAUUCUAUCGUUUCAUUCAUUCGAUUUUCGCGAAUUAUCGGCUUAACUUUUCGUUUUUAAUUACACAAUCUCUCGACGAAGUGUCUUAAAACGCACGAUCGGACUUGAUUCCCCCCUUCAAUCGACCAAUUUUCCACCUGUUGUACCCACACAUAUAAAUCCACAUGCGAAUUCCUUCCAUGCUCCACGCUGCAAUCGCAUAUUUCUCAAUCAUCUGACUCCUUUCUAGUGACCUAACCUAAGCAUCCCGUGAUUGUAUGUCCACAGGAUCCAUGGUAAUGCACCCCAACGACGGAACCAACAACCCCGGCCCGGGGGGCGGAGGAGGGGGUGGCCCCACAACCCUGGAGACCCCCGCGGAGGGCGCCACCAGCGCCGAGUCUCCGCAACAACGAUUCUGCCUCCGCUGGAACAACCACCAAACCAACCUGAUCAACGUCUUCGACCAACUCUUGCAGAACGGGUGGUUCGUCGACGUCACCCUGGCUUGCGAUGGCCGGUCCGUACAAGCGCACAAGGUCGUCCUUUCGGCUUGCAGCCCCUACUUCCAAGCCCUCUUCACGGACAACCCUUGUCAACACCCCAUCGUUAUCCUCAAAGACAUCUCGUACUCGGAUCUGAAAUCCGUCGUCGAGUUCAUGUACAAAGGCGAGAUCAACGUGGCGCAAGAACAGAUCGGGCCUUUGCUCCGCGUGGCCGAGACGCUGAAGAUCCGCGGUCUGGCCGAGAUCAACAACGAACCGGAGUUGAAGUCCUCGACGACGGACGUGCGAGCCGGCACCCCCGGGUCCCAGCCCCGGAAAAGGAGGAGGAGGUCCGUGGAAAGGAGUCCGGAGAACCACGCGGACAAGAGAGCGUGCCCGCCGUCCCCCGGCCAAGGGAGCGGGAGUGCAGGACAGGCGCCGCCGGGACAUCCGGGUAUGGCACCCGGCGCAGUGGACAGACAGCCCCCGGCCCAGGGCCCCCCGCAACAGUCGCAGCAACAGGGAACUCCGGGUCAGCGCGACGUCAUCGAUGAUUUGGAUAUUAAGCCCGGCAUUGCCGAGAUGAUACGCGAGGAGGAAAGGGCGAAAAAGCUCGAAUCGUCGCAAGCUUGGCUCUGCGCCUCCACAUCCUCCGGACCAGUGGCAGAAACUUCUUACCAGGAGCAGUUGCAGUCGUGGUGGCAGAGCAGCUUCCGCUCGAACCAAUUCGUGAUGAACAACCUCCGGUUCCGAGAGCGCGGGCCGCUGAAGACGUGGCGCUCGGAGACGAUGGCCGAGGCGAUCAUGUCCGUGCUCAACCAGGGGCUCUCCCUCUCGCAGGCCGCCCGCAAGUUCGACAUUCCCUACCCGACCUUCGUCCUCUACGCCAACCGCGUCCACAACAUGCUUGGACCCUCCGCCGACGGCAGCGCAGAUCUUAGACCGAAAGGGCGUGGAAGACCGCAAAGAAUAUUACUGGGAUACUGGCCGGAAAAACACAUUCAGAAAGUUAUUGCAGCCGUCGUGUUCAAGGACCCGCAACUCAUGAGGGACGAACCGACCACACAGUCUUACAAUAGGUAUCCGGAGCCGCUCUCGCUGUACAGUGGAUGCAUGAACGGACCCGAAGCGCCAGUCUCGCCGAGCUCGCACGCCUCGAGCAUCCUGGCGGCAGUUCACAGUGCAAACCAAAUAAGACAGCAGAUGUACAACGCAGCUCCGGCCGCCUCCAACGUUCUUCCGGCCCUGGCCAACGGAACCCCCAGUCAGAGCCCUGUCAACAGCUCCUCCUCUUCGCCCGUUUCCAAUAAUAAUCUAGAGGUUGGACUUGGAGUGACCGGCGUGAAUUACGAACCAACGGAUUUCUCCACCCCUAGAUCAGAACCAAUUUUCCAGGAGGAACUGGACGAUAUAGUCUCAAGGAGUACUCCUACCUCGGACUCGAAUCGGGAUCAGCCUCUUCCACUAGUCAUAGAUCAGAGAAGUGAAUGAGGCUUCCUCAUCUUCUAAAACACUCUUUCGUUUCUCCCUCCGAGAGGAAAGAGCGGGGAAAUUAAUUCAAUUUCUUCAGUAAUUAAAUCAAAGAGCCAAAGUCUAGCAAAAAUUAUUCCAUUGUAAGUAGCAUUAAUUGGCCAAAGUUGUUAUUUUUCCUUUUUUUGUAAUUAUUUUUUUGUGACUGAUGCGUCCUCUAUCCUUUUGUUUGAUUUCUUCUUUUUUUUUUGUUUUUUUUAGAAUCAUUUUUUUCUUUUUUACCUAGCAGGUGCAAUUAGUUAAAAAAACCACAGGUUCUAUUACUUUCCUCUAUUUUUAUACUUAUUCUUUCAUGGGAAGAAAACAACUUUCUUUCAAAGCUAAAUCUCAACAAGUUCAAUUCUUCUUUAUAGUUUCCUGUUCUUUUUUUCUAUUAUUUUAUAGUUAGUCUAUGGCAAACUAUAUUCCUCUUAUUUUUAAACUGAUUGAAGAGUAAUAAUUAUAGUGAAAUAAGUUUGCCUUACGGAGUUUAGAGAGAGACCAAGUUUUGUGUUGAAUUUCUCCUCGUUGAAAUGUUUUCUAAGACACAGUCAGUUCUUAGUUUAGACUUUGAGUCGAUGGAAUUGAGAAAAAAAAAUACCGAGAGAAAAUCAUUUCUAUUCACUCUCCCCUCCCCCCUUACAACAAUGGCACUCCUUUAAAACUAGCAACGAAUAUCUGGCUAUCUAUUUCCAAUAAUCAACUGGUUUCUUGUAGCUUUUUUAUACAUUAUAUAUUUAUAUUUUUUUUAAUAUUAUGUCACACUGUUUCAUGUUAUAUUAUGUUAAAAUCCCUUCACACGUCAGUCCCAAAUGUUCCAAGAAGGUUCGAGUUCCCUGCGCAAAGGUUUUAUGGUUAGUGCAUCAGUCGAAUCAACAAGAGCGUUAAUGUAAGAAUUAAUUAAUUAAAUCUUUUAAUUAGUUGAUUAAUUAUUUCCUAGUGAUGUAAUCCCACCAGUAUUUCAGUAUUCCCUAUGUAGGUGUUCUAGAAAAGAAGAGAAUUUGACGAGAAAUAGAUGUUAAGUAGUUUCUGACUGUAAUCCUGUAGAUUUAGUCUUGACGCAGCGUUUUUCAGUGGAUGGGGUAAUUUUUAUAGAAUUUUGUUCUUUGUGCCGGUCCCUAAAGUCAUUCAAUAUUUAAGCCUUUUGAAAAGAUCGCUUGCAGCCUCUGCAAAAGUAGAUGAACAUUGUUGAGAAAUACCCUCUCUGUACACAGAGGCAAAAGAAAUAUACUGCUUCGAUAGGUGAAAUUCCUUGCAAGCCCUCCAUGAUGAGUUUUCAAGAUUCUUUCAGGAAUAUCCUCAAAAGACUCUCUAGGGAAUAUACUUAGAAUAAUCUCAGAUGUUAUCCGGAGAAUGUCCUUAGAAUAAUAUCUACUCUUGGCUGGUGCAAGAAGGUCUUUGAAUACACCUUUUAGUUUGAUUUUUGAAUGAAUUUUCAGAAUAAUAUACGGACAUGCUUUUCAGAUAGUCUGAAAGGGAUUUUAAAAUUAGUUAGCGACGGAAUUCUAAACAUUUGCAAUUUCGCAAAAGAAAAAAAAAAUUAUUCCAUCUACUGAGCGUGAAGGAACUUAGCUUCUACCUACCUAUUAAAGUAAAACUAAAAAUCUGCUCUAUAACUAUUCCGGCCACAAAUUGAUGUCCCUUAUUAGAAUCUCAUAUUCAUUCUGUACGGUUUUAAAAUUGCAACUCAUAGAAAAUACAUACUGUUCGGGAAUUUCAGCUCUAGUGAAACCUGGAUUUUCAAGCUGAUAAGGUAUCACUCAUUUAUUCUCUCCUCAGAAAUUCCUCCCAGGCUGUUCUCAAUGAUUGUACAUACUUAAUCGGUCCACUAGACUACCCGGAUAACGUAUCAAGAAUGGGAAUAUUCCCCAUAGAUGUCUUGAGGAAUAUUCUUCAUAGAUGUCCCGAGAAUAUUCCUCAUAGAUGUCCCAAGGAAUAUUCCAUAGGGCAUGUUUUGAGAAUAUUCCUUAAAGAAUAUUCUGAGGAUAUGCCCAACGAAUAAUGGAAACAACCUGUAUUCUGGCAUGGAAUAUUUCGUACACUCCUCAGAAUAUUUUCUAAAAGAUGCACAUAGAAUUCGUUAAGAUUUGUGCUACGAAUUAUUCUGACAAGAAAAAUCGUGUUUAAACUCACUUGCCAAAAUUUAAGUGCCAGAAGACCGAGUCUGAGUGUAUAAAGAGAAUAUUCUCAUCUCAUCAGGAUACUCCAGUGUUUGCAGGAUACAGAAAAUUUCAUAUUUUAUUAAAACCGAUAUCACUUCUUUUCCUUUACCUAGAAAUUUUUUUGUAUGUCAUUCUUUCUUUCAUUUUUGAUUUCAGUUGAGAUUCUAUAUUGUUCUUUAUUGUUGUUGUUGUAUUAUUAAGUUUAUCAUAUAACAAGUCUUCUUUUUUCAUCUGCACAGUUGGCAAUGCCGACUGUUUUGAGUUAUUGUAGAUUUCUUCAGUGAUAAGUAUUGGUUCGUUUUCACAUAUAAUUUUUCCUUUUCCCCUUAUUUAUCAUAGUCAUGCUUUAAGACUCAUUUUCAGUACAGAUGUUUCAUAUGGACUCCAAUACUUUCUUAAUUAGCAUUCUGUCGUCCUCAUAUUGAAUCCGUUUGUUUGAAAUAAUUGUAUUCCAGGAAGAAUAUUUCAAGAUUACUCUCAGACGCUUUUCCAGGGAAUAUUGUCAGAGUAUUAUUCAGGGUAUAUUCACAGAAUAAACCCCGGAAGAUAUUCUCCAAAUAUGAUCCAGAGAGUAUAUUUAGAAUAGUAUGGAAGGAAUAUUUACAGAAAUUUAUGUAGAGAAUAUUUUUAAAUUAUUACUUGAGAAUUAGUCUAGAAAGAUUCCAUUGUCUGGCAUAAAACAAACAUCUGUAGAAUGUACAAUGUAGAGUACCUAUUCUUCAGGGUAUACUAAAUACCUAAUCAUAAUACCUCUAGGACAUACCCUUCAGAGAAUUCUGAAAAGAAUACUUCUUUACUUAAAUUUCCAUUCAAAGGAAGUUUUCUCUUGACCAUUUAGAAUUCCACGCUUACCUAAAUCAUUGCCAACCCUCUAUCAGAUUUUCAAAUUGUAUUCCCUUGGCUACUCCUUUACUAAUUAAGAUGCGAGUGUGAUUUUUUCAAAAAAAGGUAGUGACUUACCACCUGCAAGAAGGUGUCCUUUGAAAUUUAAUUCCUCUGUUUACCGCAACUACAUUCUUCCGAGAUUAUCUUUGCAAAUCUCUGAGAAAGUCUAAUUAUUAUUCUAAGAUCAUUCGCAAGAUGUUCAAAGACUAAUCUACAAGGAAUACAUAUCCAUUUAGUAAAUAACUCAGUCGCCGAUAUAGGCUUGAAGGAACAGAUAGCUCUUUUUUGAAUCCUUACCUGACAGCUAGUGUAUUAGUUUAAAUAAAUGAAAUCAAAUUUUUGCUUUGUUAAAUUAAAGUCUGUGCAGUUUAUAAGGAAAAAUAUCCCAAUUGACUAGUUUGUAAAUUUUCUGACAGCAUUAUUACACGAUGAGCCUAGAAUGAAUCUGAGCAUGUAUCAUAUUUUUUUUUUUGAUGGAGGAAUUAAAAGAGAUCAUUGCAAACGAUUUCACUGAGAAUUCGCAUUUUUUUCAAUGAGCAAUGCUCACAUUUGACUCAUCUCAACUGUCAUGUUCCUAUCCUUGUAAAUAAAAUGAUAGUUUGAAUUGUUAGGAACGCUUUUUUUCGUAUACUCUUUGUCACUCCAAUAGUCUAGUCAUGCGUAAGUUGACGAAUUCGUGUUGUUAUGUCAAGCCACAACACGAGUUCCACAUCCGAGAAAAGAAAUUACGUCUCCCAGGAAUUCAAGGCGAAUCCACAGGCUAAUCUUUGAAAUUGAUGAACAAAGUGAAAGACAAAGGGCAAGGAGAAGAUGGAGCUAUCCUAUUAGUGGGAGCAGGUGGUUCCAAUAAUAAAAAGGAGUUACCUAAGUAAGAGACUAACUGACAGCAACUCUUGAGAGACCUGAAAGUCAGUCCACCAUUUUUUCCCUAGCCUAUAACAACCACCCGUUUCAGCUAAUAAGAUCGCUCCAUUGUCUCUUACUUUACCAAUCGAUUUCAAUAAUUAGCCCCCAGUAUUGUCCAAUUCAAAGUUUUGUCACCCAUAUACAUAGGUAUUUAAAUUGUCAAAGACUUAAAAAAAUGUAAAAAUACUGUUGACUUUGAACUUAAAGAGACGACUGUUAAAUUUGGACUGAAAGAAAUGUAAGAAUACUGCUAAAGAAGAAGAAAAAAGGAGUGUUAAAACUUACAAAUUUGGAAGCUCUUUUUCUGAUCGUUCAAAUACUUGUAAAAUUCGUGCUGGAAGAAAGUCAGCAUCAAAAUUGUUUUCAGUUCUUAAAAAUCAUUUACGUUUAUGCUGCAAUUUCAAAUGCCACUUUACAUCAGAAGAUAGGUACUGGUUUGAAAGUUUUUGAUGAAAUGUAUUGAAACAAAGAGAUCAGAAACUGAUAAAGUGCAAGGUGAUAAAUUCACUUGAAAAAAUUCCAAAAAGGUGCCCUGAUUUGCAUACUUUGACAGUUUUUCUUGGGUUUUUCAACUAAAUUUAGGAGUAAAAAUAAAACCACCAGCUUCUUAGCUUCUUUGUUAAUGGUCAAUUUUACUACUGAAUUUUCAACUUGUUCAGUGACUUUAAUAAUCCAUGGGACCCCCUUUGUUUUCUAUCUAAAAUAUUUCAUUCAAUUGACCGGUAGUUUGUAAAAUCGUGGUGAAAAAUAAUUCUCCAAGGCAGAUUAUGUGUUUUUCAAGAAUUUUUGUUUCAUUUUUCCACCCUUCGACCUCUUAAAAAUUAAAAAAACGGGAAAAAAAAUAAGUUCAAUUUUUUUCAUAAAAAACAUACAUCAUUGUAAGCUUAGCUCACCUCUAAAGUCUUGUCUAUGGAGGAUAAUUCUCUGUUCAAUGUAUAAAAAGUGAUCCUUUUGCGUGAAAGCAGCUGUUUUAACUUUCCUUCCUAAUUAAAGCUAUCAGGUCUACAAAAGGACAUAGUCUAUUCACGGUUCGGCAGACUGUAUGCAGACUCAACGUAAAGGCUAUGUACAGCCCAUGUGUAGGCCAGUACAUAGUCUGUAUAUAACCAUUUUGUUUGCAAAUUCUUACACAGUCCUAUAGGCUGUAUAUAGACACAAUGUAAGGACUAUGCACAGUCCAUAGAUAGACUAACAAAUGGACCCCAUUUAAUAGAAAGAACCAAGCCACAUCAGCUAUUGCCAAAUUUAAUCGGGCAAUUUAAUUUUAUAUAUGAAAACGGUUGUGCAGAUUUUUGUGCAAAUUUCAAUGACUUUUCUCUAUAGCGCAAAGCAAAUUCCCUAAAAUUUUCAAAGGAAUCCGCACAAAUAUUCUCACUUAAAAAAUCAAAUUGCCCAGUUAAAUUUGGCAAUAGCUGAUGUGGCUUGGUUCCUUUCUGUUAAACGCGGUCCAAAUAGACCGUUAAUAAUUUCACGGUCUGCAAACUUUUCAGAAUCUCUUAUUUGUCGCUAAUCAUCAACAUUCUCACCCACUGUUAUUUUUGUAGCCAUGCCAUGAGUAAAUUUUUACCAACCCAAAUUUUUAUUUUAGGUACCUAUGUAAGAAUUUAGCCGCAAAAGUGCCUUCAAAAUUUUUUAAAAAGAAUUAUCUCUUUGGUUUGAGUUUGUUCAUGGGUUAUCGUGAGAUGUUGAAAUUCUUUUCACCUGUUUUUUGUCUACUCAAGAGUUAUGAAUUUGUUACUCGCCUGUACAUAUUAUGAGUUCUCAUAAGUAAAAAUUAAAAAUGUUGAAUAAGUUAACUAGUUAUUCAUUUUGGAGCCGAACCUUCCUUUCAAAUUCAGUCAAUUAAGUCAAAAGUGCGCAGAGCAAGUGGAGGAAACACAUGUUUGUAAUUAAUUAAGUAAUUGGUUGAUUGAAUUACUUUAAUUUUAAUACAAAUAAUUGAUUUAGGUAAUUUAGAUGAAAUUAAUUAUUUGCAUCAAUUAUUUUAAUUUAAUUCAAAUUAAUUGAUUUCGUUUAAUGCACUGAAACAGAUAAAAAGUGGUCGUUUCUUUUUGUCUUAUCGAGUAAGGUUCAGUCGAAUGACUUUAAAAAGUUGCCUGUAUUCGAAAGUUAUUAAUUUUAAAUUAUUAUCAUUCUCUAGAUUUAUUUAGGUUAUUCUAUAUGAGAACUGUAUUUUACUACAUAUUUCGUAGAUGGAUAAAUAAAAUAAAUAAAUGAUGUAUAUUAAAA
Messenger RNA from Bemisia tabaci, 9207 nucleotides. It is a transcript of the gene bab1, whose product is annotated as bric a brac 1. Gene Ontology annotation, biological process: regulation of transcription by RNA polymerase II. Gene Ontology annotation, cellular component: nucleus. NCBI's taxonomy places the organism in Eukaryota, Metazoa, Arthropoda, Insecta, Hemiptera, Aleyrodidae. The record is from RefSeq and is a predicted model, not a curated record. Gene Ontology annotation, molecular function: protein binding; RNA polymerase II transcription regulatory region sequence-specific DNA binding; DNA-binding transcription factor activity, RNA polymerase II-specific.